This is a messenger RNA of Dryobates pubescens (Downy woodpecker), 7790 nucleotides long. RefSeq names its product ALMS1 centrosome and basal body associated protein (gene ALMS1). The record is from RefSeq and is a predicted model, not a curated record. Gene Ontology annotation, molecular function: DNA strand exchange activity. The coding region runs from base 615 to 7790 and encodes 2391 amino acids. The transcript has 13 exons. Gene Ontology annotation, biological process: DNA recombination; regulation of centriole replication. Lineage: Eukaryota; Metazoa; Chordata; Aves; Piciformes; Picidae. Gene Ontology annotation, cellular component: cytosol; centriole; centrosome.
UGGAAAACACAAAGGCUCUUGGUCAGAAAUACAAGUAAGAAGCUGAGGAAGGAGUUGUGGCCUCACCACUGCCCAGUACAGCGAGACAAUCCCUGCCCUGGUCCUGCUGGCCACACUAUUGCUGAUGUAAGCCAGGAUGCUUUUGGCCACCUGAGCACACACUGGCUCACGUUCAUCAAUGGUCUGUGCAGUGAGGCAUUCAGGACACUCAAUCUUCUCUCCGCCGGCCGCUGCUGAGGUAUUUGCAAGGCCAAAGAUUUUCAGAUGAGACUCCUCUCCAGCAAUCUGAAACGAGUUUCAGACCCUUAAGAGGAGUCCCUGAUGUUUCUGGUGUGUCUGAGCAGCACUCAAAGCCUUCAUACCUCCCUGAAGCUGUAUCACCGACAGAUGCAGAACUUCCCAGUGGCAGCUUUCCUUUGUCCCAGCAUCCCCUGUCAUUCAGAGCCCUGGAACCUUGUGAUGCCAGUAGUAGUGGUUGUUUGUCUCAGCAAACCCCACUUUCUGGACAGCUGCUUGUGAGCAAGGAGGCAAAUGGAGGCUGCAGGAAUGGAGCUGAUGAGGAGGCAUCGAUUCUCCAAACAAAAGAUAGCUUAGCAAACUCCACCUCAGAGGUGAUGCUAAGCAAGGCCAAUGGACUGAGCCAAGUGGAAGCUCCUCUGGCAAAGCAGAGCUGUAGCGCAUCUGUGAAAGGUGAACACUUCUCCUGCAACAGCAAUGUGCCAGCUGCUGGUUUGGAGCUUUCAGAGAAAGAAAAAGGUUCUGUGAGGCAUGAGGAGUUAUCUUCAGAAAACUCCUCUUGUAAAACAGCACUGACUAAGAACUCAGAAAAGAGUGAGAGGGAGAUGCCAAAGGGAAAGGUAAAACUGGCUGAAAGUGAGUCCGAAAGGUGUGUGAGGCAGCCGGAGGAGCUGCAAAAAGAGGUGAAGGUUCCUGAGCUUGAUUUGUCCAAUAAUUUAUCUGAUGAGUUGAAGAAAGACAGUUGUGAAAAUCCAGAUGCUCAAGAUGUUUUUUCUGCAGAGACUUCUGGAAUGGGCAAAGGAAUGUGGAGGGAACAUGGAGUGGAUUUAAAUGGCUCUGAAAGCUUGAAGUUCAUGGCUGCUACCGAAGAACUCAAGGGGGCUUUCCUCAGCCACCACAAAGCACCAUCCUCUACAGGGAGAUUUGAGAAGGAGGAGUUUAUCCCUGCUGUGACAACCACCAGUGACUGUGCACCUAAACAGCUAGUUGUGAGUGAUAUGGAAGCUCCUUCAUGCAGGGAGAAUGCCCCUGUGGAAGCAGAACCUGAAGCCAGCAGGAGCGAAUUAACUAUUUCAGGUGUUUCCAUCCUAAAGGGCUAUACAGUCACAGGCAUUUCCCCUUCCUUUAACCUUGUUGGUGAUGGCUCCUUCUCAGUACACCUGCCUCAUCCAAGCUAUCAGUCUACUCCAGGGGUACUUCUAAAGAAAAACAUGAAGGUAGGAGAACUUGGUGGUGCUGUGAUCAAGUCAGAUAUCCAGGCCUCUUCCCCAUGCUUAAAUGAAGAAACCUCUGGAAGGUCCUCUGCCAGCACACCUGUAUCUGUUGAGAAGCAACAUGCACUCCAGUGUGCUCAGAAGGAGGAGAGUGAACACUUUAAGUCCUUCAAAUGGAAAUAUCCUCACAGUGGAAGAAUUCAGUCUCUCCCAUCUCUUAGUUCCAUAGAAAAGGUGAGGGCUUGGAACGUGAGCCAGCCAGAGGAGGUACCUGAUGCAGUGACUCCAUGUCAGCCAAAUGGAGUUUCUCCUGGAAGGAAAGCCCACAGUGCAAUUGCCAGUUCUUCAAACUAUAUGAUGCCAGCACAGAAAAGCAGCAGAGACCCCAGAGAUGAUACUGGGGCUUCCUCUAGAGAGACAGGUUCCCUGGGAAGUUUGCAUUGUCACAGCAAAAGCUUGCUGCAUGACCAUCCUCUGACUCGAUCUCAGUCUGACAACGCUGUCAAUGUUUGCAGCUGGAACAUGGCCUUGGCUGGAGUUGUUCCACCACCAAACUCAACAGAGGCAGUGCAGCCUCUGAAUGAAAAAAGCGAUGUUUUAGGAGAAAAAAGUGAUGCUUUAAGAGUGCCUGAAAACACUUCAGGAGGCUCCCUGGUACAGAAGUCCACAGCUGAGGUUGAAGAUGCAGAAAGUACAGGACCAAGUUCAGACCCAAAUGUGUUUGUUUCCGGUGAAGGAGUUGCUCAGCUCCCUAGAGAGGAGAGGAACUUGCCAACUGAUGGCCAGAAGAAUUGUGAUGCUCCUGAAAAUCAGUCCCACAACCUAAAUAUUCCUCCUGGCCGUGUCUGCAUGGACUAUUUUGGUGAUAUUUCUCCAGACAGUUUGAAUCUUCUUGUGAGUUCUGGGGAGAGUAGCCAUGGGGCUUCACGUUCUGCAGGGUACUCUGCAGUGUCUUCCAAGCACUUCUUCCCCAGUGCAAAAGAUGAUGACUUCAUCCCUGUUGGAGCAGCUUCUUUGGGAACUCCAGAGAAAGAAGAGCUUAAUAUUGAAGAAAGGAUCCCAAUUUACCUUCGUAACCUUGGCAUUGAUCAGUCGCCUGGAACCAUCCUGACACCGUUUGUCCCCCGAGGACCCAUCAGGGAAGUUGAAUUCUCCCCUUCAGAACUUAGAACACUAAAGGACUCCACUGACACACUGGCCAGGACUGUUCCACAGCCACAAGGCAGAAUGUUGUCAGCACUUGAAAUCACCCAAACAAGCUUUAACUUUGGGACUUCCACUCUCAGUAUGUCUGCACCAACAAAUUCAGAAGCUGGCUCUGAUAUUCUGUCACCUCAUGAACUCUCUCCUCACUUCUCAAGGUCCUUUGGAGACAAACCAGUGAGCCAGUGCAGUGUGUCAAGGCACCAACCAGAGACAACUGCUCUGCUUUCCACACGGUGGGAGGAAGAGUGUUUGGCUGUCUCCAAACCAGCCCAGCUGAGCCAGCAGCUCCAGUCUGUUCCACCCAGCUGCCAUGCAGAUAGACAGGAUCCCAUGCUCCUUGCAAAUAGUGUUCAGGAUCUGCUGGCUGAAAAGGAGUUGAAAGAUGUGAAUAGGAGCCUGCAGAGUUGGACUGAUGGCUCUUUGCCUGGGCUUAAAAGUGAGAGGGAAGUUGACAGAAGAUCACAAAGUUCAAGUCUAGGUAGUAAGAGAAAUAAGAGUCAAGGAAGUCAUUCUGUGAUUGGAUCUGGUGCACUGCAAGAGAUACAUAAGCUGCUGGCAGAAGUGAAGGAUAUAGUUGGCAUGAGGGUUGAGCCUGUCUCUGCCCCUUCUAGAGAAGCUGGUGAGUCUCCCCUGGUGCUGAUUAGCAAGGAGCAUGGCCCCAAAGAUUCCAGGUUAGUGGAAGACAGCAUCCCUCAGGGUGAGAAGAUACUGUCACGGGAUGAGACUACAACCCAAAGAAGUAUGCCAGAAGAGGGGUUGGUGAUAAGGCCUCUGAAUUUUAAAGCAUGCAGUCUAAGGCAGGAAAAUUCUGACUUCAGUCUGCACAACAGUAAAGACACAAUGAGGAAAAUGAGCCAAGACUUGAGGACAGCAAAAUCUGUAGGAAGGUCUGAGCCAGAAGGUUGUAGCAGUGUCACCGCAGACAGAAAUCAGCCUGGCCUUGCGGGUCUUGCACAAAGCAAGGGCAGUAGUGAGGUCAGCACUCUAAGAGCUUCAGAGCUGGGGAAUCCUCCUUCCUUGGAGCCCCAAGGCAGCAUCACUGAGGCUGCAGGAGGCUCCCAGAGCAAGCUGUCCAAAGGCAGCGUGGCUGGAAGCGAGGCAGGAGACACACGAGGGAGUGAUGACAGCAGCAGUGGGGACUCGCUGGCUGCCCGUGUCAAAAGCCUUCUGAGGAAUCCUCCUUCCUCUGAGCUUCCAGCCAGUGCCACCCAUGUCCCAGAAGGCUUCCAGAGUGUCUUGUCUAAAGCUGCUUCAGCCGGGAGCAAGGCAGGAGGCCCACGAGAGAGCGAUGACAGCAGCAGUGGAGAUUCGCUAGCAGCCCGUGUCAAAAACCUGCUGAGAAGUGGCUCACCUGUGGCAUACACAACCCAAAUGCUGAGCAGCACGAAUGAGGAGGAGAGGAAAUCACGAGCAUGGGUGAAGCUCAGACUGGCCAGCUGCUCCGAGGACUCUCUGUCGGACUGGAAUGAAGAGGACCAGCGAAGGAUAGCGGAAAUAAAAGCAGAGCUGCUUCAGAGUGCCCAGAAAUCUGCACUAGCCAAGCAUCCCUGGAUGCGUGGUUUGAAAGCUGCUUCUGAGCUCAGCCAUAACCAGGAGCAGGACACAGAGCAUUUCAAAGCUCCAAGUGACAAAACAUUGCAACCUGACAACCAGCCACAAGGCAUUGGGAGUAAGGAGCUUGCAGAGUCGAGCUUAGGACAAUCUGUGCCAUUACCCAGAGCUGAUCCUGCUGACUGUUGCCUGCUGAAGGACAGGCACUUCAAAUCUGUGAGCACCUUUCAGUCACCUACCUGCCACCAACGGCAGGCAGCUGCCACUAGUCACCCUGAUGCUGUUCAGCUUCCCCCACCGCUGCAGAAGGCAUGGGACACGUGCAGAGUGAGGUCUGCAGCUGCUUCUGCUGCACACACAGCAGCCUGUUCAGCAGCACAGAAGCAGCUGUCCAUGGACACACGCUGUGAGGAUGCAGCUAAGCAAAUCACUUCCAUCACCUUUGCAUCCCGAAAGCGUUUGCAGUCACCGCUGACUCCCGUGGCACUCAGCAGCAGUCUUUCUAGAGAUGGUCUUGAUGGGAUCAAGCCUUUGGAACCCGACUCUGCUAGCACUGAGGAAGAGAGCCAUGGCAAACAACAUGGGGAGAAAGCUAAGAGCUGUCCUACUUCAAGUCCAAUGCUUGCUGGCUCGGUGUCUAAUGAGAAUGUUUUUACUGCGGAGAAAGACAGAUUUCAUCAUGUCUCUGCUGACAGGAACAGAGCUGGAGCUCAUCAAGAAACAGACUGUUUGUCAGUAAGCAUCCAUGCUGAGGAAAGACAGACCCUGAGUGCAAAAAGAUCUGAUGUUCUGCCUCAAGAUGUGACUGCUUUGGGCAGGCACAGUGCCAGACUCGUGGGGCUUGACUGCCACACAAGAUUGAGUCAAGAAAUGAAGAGAUUUGACGAAUCCCAUUCUACAAACUCUUACCAGCAAGAGAAACACAGCCCACCUGGACACAGCAAAUUGUGUGGGAGCUUGGAAGGUUCAGAUGCAGCCCUCCAAAGUGAUUUGCUGAAGAGCCACAUUAAGUUACUGGGAGAAAAGAAGAAAAGUCCUGGUGAAGCUCCUCUCCUUCAGAAGGAGGCCACGAGAGAGCAAAUGGGUUUGUCUCACCAUUCAUCUGCAGAUGACAUCUUACCCACUUCAUCUGUACCUUCAUCACCAACUAAGAGAGCUCUCUCUUGUGUCCACAUCACCCUUUCUUCCAAGUGUAGUAGCCCAGAGCUGCACAGGGCUGUGAAUACUGACAGCGAGAGGAGAUGGAGGGAUGAACCUGAGCUUAAUACCCAACCAGUGACUUCAAAAACUCCAGAAACUGUAAUAGAAACUGUUCCUAAAUUAUCAGCUGCUGGCCUUAUUCCAGAAGAUCAAAGGUGUUCACCUCUCCCAACACCAGUGUCUUCAGCAGAUCCCUGCCUAUUGCUUCCCUCUGUUCCAGUCACAGCAGGGCAAGAGCUGCCUCUGAAAAGCGGUGAGAGACCACAAGUCACUGCUCUGGGCUCAGGGACAGGUAGCCUGAGGAACAUCUCCAACUCUGCAGCCCCUGCAAAAACUGAGAAAAGUACUUCUGAUGCUACCACCCAGAUAACAACAGAAAGCCCUGAGAAGUUCACCUUUUCAUCAGAAAUCUAUGUUCAUUCACAAGACAGUGAAAAGCCUGUCCCCCAGCCAUCUCCCCAAGAGGCACAGGAGCCUCCCAGCAAUGCAGCAUCGACCCUGAACAAGACUGCUUCUCUCCUGAGGCAGAGUGCUCAGCCCAUACUGCUGCCCUACAAGCCUUUGGGAAGCACCAGGAUGUAUUAUGUUCCAUAUCUGAAGGCAAGAUCCAAAAUGCCUGCAGCUGGGUCAGAAGGCAGUGUGGAGAGCUCUCACUCAGAACGCAGAGAUCCUUCGAAGGCUGUGAAAACCACUCAUCCACUCUUCAAAUCUGCACAGUCCUGCCUUCAUCAUCCAACACCCCAGUGUGAGAGCUCCUUCCCAUCAAACAGUGAGCCGUCAGAAAGCAGUUCUGGUGCUGGCCGCCCUAGGCCUUGCUCACGGUGUGUCCCGCAGCGUGGGAAGAAAGGCCGCCGGCAGCAGCGCGCUUGCUCUGCUCGGCAGGAGAAAGGUGGGGAAGAUGAAUUCUUUUCACUCACUGCAGAAGCAGAUUACAGCAAGAUUGAGGAUCUGAGUGGCAGCACGUCUUUGGGGAGUAAAACACCAGGGCAGGAGCUACAUCAACACGGCAGAAGGGAAGCGGGGCAAAAAGCAGCUAGAAAUUACCCUGUGCCGUGUAGCCAAACAACUCGCCUUAAGGAGAGGGUGGAGAGAGAGCCAGCACCGAGACAGAGAGCUCACUCCAGUGGUAGCUUGGAUGAACUCUGGGUCAAGUUUUUGGAAUGCCAGAAGAAACACCAGCACCGUGAUUUUAGGAGGAAUGGUGAGCUGACCCUUGUUGAACGCCUCGAUCGCUUGGCCAGGGUCCUUCAGAAUCCCAUUAAGCACACACUAACGCCAACCACGUCUGACAAGAGGCUUUCUGGAGAGAAAACAAAGGGAAGAGAACAGAAGAAAACAAGACUGCCAGAAAAGGGCAUGGCUGAAGGGACCUCAGAGCCUAGUGCAACACAUGUUGAAGAAAGAGCACAUCUCACCCAUGAGAAAAAUGACUUUGUUGAGCUCAGGAAAAGCAGGGCAGGAAAGGAAAUUAUUCACCACACAAAUAAAAUUCUGGAGCACCUGCAGAUCUUGGAGACUCCCAGUGACACUUCCUCAGAGGCCAGGCUGAGCAGGGAUCAUGGCACCACCAUCAGUUCCACCAUCUCGGAGUCAGAUGUGGUGACCCACACGGAGCUGGAGACGUCUCCUCAGAGCGAGGUGAGCAGCUCCGUUUCCACCAUCGACACUGCCAGGCUGAUCAGGGCCUUUGGGCGUGAAAGAGUGCGGCUGUCCUCCAGCCUCUCCCAGCUCUACUGCACCAUCAGCCUCCAGAAGAGUCGCUCUGAGGAGCGGGAGGAGGGACGUGGCAACACAGUGGGUGGAGAACAUCCAGAGGUUACUUCUGAGAGACACAGGAAGAGGAAAGAGAUGCAGAAUGCAGCCUCCAUGUCAUGGGAUUCCACUUCUGCAAGCAGCAGUUCUUGGGGGCCAAGCUCUGCUCUCAGUAACAAGCGGCGGACACGGAGGAUGCUGAACAAAGGUAUCCAAGCAGGAGACUUGGAGAUUGUGAGCAGUGCCACAAAGAAAAACACUCGAGAUGUUGGUGUGACUUUUCCUACCCCAAGACCCAGCCAGCCAAAUCAACGGCCACAGGAACCCUGGCAUCGUGUGGAAGGCGUUUCGUGGGUCAUCCAAGCAGGAGACUUAAAAGCUGAGUCUAGGAAAGAAAACCAUUCCAAUUCCUUUUCUGGUCCUGGUCCAUCUUGGUUUGAACCAUGGACCAGCAUAAAGCCUUGGAGAGAGCCUCUCAGAGAGAAGAACUGGCAAGAGCAGCAGCACAGCCACAUGACUGAGCCAGCAGCACCAGACAGACAUGCUGGGAGCAGGUCCUCGCGACCACCUGUGAAGCUCACACUGCAGCGCAUCGCCCUGAUUUCAUCUCCCGUUCUGGUGAGCGUGUGA